Messenger RNA from Didymella exigua CBS 183.55, 1901 nucleotides. RefSeq lists its product as uncharacterized. The transcript has 5 exons. Lineage: Eukaryota; Fungi; Ascomycota; Dothideomycetes; Pleosporales; Didymellaceae. The coding region runs from base 147 to 1583 and encodes 478 amino acids. The record is from RefSeq and is a predicted model, not a curated record.
ACUACUCACCGUUGAAAGGCUACAGCUCUGCAUGUUUGUUACGGCGAUGACGACCAGCAGGGUAAAGGCAAGUAGCAUCGCCACUAGCUCUGCCUACUAAUCAUGACGACGCCAAAUCCCAAAUCCUUCUCGGUUGUACCCCAAGAAUGAAGGUAGUCGCAACGAUGAUGAGCGCCCCGUCACUCUAUUUCAAGACAGCUGCUAAGUUUGAGGCCGAGAUUACUCAGCUGUCUAUUAAGGAACGCGAUUCCAGGGUGGUUAUGUGCAACGCUUUCAUCGCCAUGAGGAAGCCCACACCUGACGAGCAAGCACUUUGGGCCGCUCCAAACUUCGAUAACCCAGACAAUCUUCACGCACCAGUCAUUGGAGUGACUGUAGCUACUUUUCUCAUGGCCCUUCUGUUCUUGUGCACGCGAAUCUUAAGCAAGAAAUUGUUGCGGCAAACACUCGAAGCAGACGACUACCUGAUGCUUGCUGCAAUGGUAAGAUGGAGGGCGUGGAAUUCUGAGGUCCACGCUAAGUUCUUCUUCCAGACUGUAGCUGUGCCUGUGUCAGUCUUCCCUCUCGUAUGUCUCAAUCUCGGUCUAGGUAUACACGUAUGGGAUCAGAAGCCGGAGUGGGCCAUCAGCUACGCAAAGCUAGGCUUCGCGUCCGACAUACUGUUUCCGAUAGCGUGCUCGUUCACCAAGGCCUCGCAGUGCCUUUCUUACUUGCGACUCUUCCCCGGACGCUCGAACGAGAUCUUCUGUAAUAUGAUGAUCACUUUCAUUACAACCUACACUUUCGUUUGCAUCUUCAUAGCCCUGCUACAGUGCCGUCCUAUACGGGCCCAUUGGAACCCAGAGACCGGCUUGGAAUGCAUAAAUACGCGCGCUACACUCGCCGUAGUAGCCGCAAUAAACAGCUUUAGCGACCUUGUGAUCUACCUGCGACCUAUAAACCCAUUAUUAGUUAGGAAGAUGCCAACCAGACAGCGGUACGGACUGGUAUCUCUUCUUGCUGUGAGCUUGCUCCCAUGUACAGCUGGACUUCUUCGCCUCUACUACGUGGAAGUAUUUUACAAUUCUGUUGACGAGCUAUGGGAUGCAAGCAUCAUCUGGGCCUUAAUGAUGACCGAGAUGAAUCUCGGCGUAGUCUGCAGUUGCCUUUUUGGCAUCAAACCUGUCCUUUCCAUGCUCUUUCCCAAUGUCUUCGCCACCUCUUACCCUUCCGAACACCGCACUAUACCACCACGUGUCCAUGGGCGGGAAAGCAAUCACCGUGCAUCGCAACGCUCCAUCCACACGUACUCCCUUGAGGACCUCUCCGGCGACCUGCACAACACGCCCUCGGGCGAGGCAGAUACUUUCGAGGCUCUCUGGACACCGGAAGGCACGGUCUCAAAUUACGCAAGCGCAAGUUCGAGUGGCAGAAAGCGCGGUGAGCUGUUGACUGCCGGGGUCAUUACUGUGCAUACAGAGUUCACUGUACAAGAGGAGAUCACACCUUGUCAGUCGCCAAUCAGCGGGUUCGACAGAAAACCGCAUUUCAAGGAUUUUGGUAGUGAAGAUUGGAAGUUGGAUGAAGUUUGCUUGGAAAACUAGCUGGUUGAGUCGCUGUAUGAUGGUUCCUCACAAGACUUUGCAACUAAUCUUCAGAAAGCUGCCUAUGCGCAACCUUUUGAGGUGCCAAAAGCUUGACCUUUAUCUACACCUUCACGUUCCGUUCACUAUCAUCGUCUUAGAAUAGAACCUUUUCCCUGCUUCUAGUGUGCAUUUCAAGUAGCCUCAUAUCAUACAUUCCCUACUGGAUAUUGUGGUUGAUCUUUGUGGCUGCUCGUUAGAGUUACCUCUUGUGGCUACUGCUUUCUUUAGGCUCGAUCUUAUCCUGAGCACCUACGAUUUCCUGCACCGACACGCGAG